GGUUGCCUGGACCUGGACGGGAUUUGGCCGGGGAGCCGGUGGCGGUCAACGAUAAGACGAAAAUAUGUGCAUUAGAAAGGUAACCGAUUGCACGUUCCAGAGUCGCCAGUGAGCCACGAUGAUCAGCUGACCCGCAGCCGGUGAGAUGGCUGGCGGCUGUCAAUGUCGCGUGGUCGGCGUGUUCGCCGCCAGUCUGCUGGCGUUCUGCGUACUGUUGUUGCUAUACUGCGAGGUCUUCCACCACUAUGCGGUGCUGGCCCAGUGCGCGUGGCCGGCGCCGCUGUCCGCCGGCGAGCCGGGCCUGCGGCUCAUGCUGCUGGCCGACACGCACCUGCUCGGCUCGCGCCACGGCCACUGGUUCGACAAGCUGCGCCGCGAGUGGCAGAUGCACCGGUCCUACGUGUCGGCCGUCACGCUGCACCAGCCGCACGCGGUCGUCUUCCUCGGUGACCUGCACGACGAGGGCAAGUGGAGCGGCCCGGAGGAGUUCCAGGAGACGGUGCGCCGCUUCGACAGUCUCUUCCCCGUCUCCGAAGGACUCCGUCGGCUGGUGGUGGCUGGCAACCACGACAUUGGCUUUCACUACAGGUGA
Messenger RNA from Pollicipes pollicipes, 592 nucleotides. RefSeq names its product metallophosphoesterase 1. Gene Ontology annotation, biological process: GPI anchor biosynthetic process. The record is from RefSeq and is a predicted model, not a curated record. Bases 146 to 592 code for a protein of 148 amino acids. Lineage: Eukaryota; Metazoa; Arthropoda; Thecostraca; Pollicipedomorpha; Pollicipedidae. The transcript is spliced from 4 exons. Gene Ontology annotation, molecular function: hydrolase activity.